AUGAAGGCCAUCACCAAAGUGCUCACCUCUAGGAUGCAAGCGUACAUUCACUCCCUUGUUGAUGCAGACCAAACGGGGUUUUUAUCAGGGAGGCGCAUCUCGGAAAACAUUGUCUACGCCGCAGACCUUCUCAGGUGCUGCCAUAAUGCUAAGGCUCCCUCGGUUGUGUUUAAGGUCGACUUCAAGAAAGCUUUCGACUCAGUGAAUUGGGACAGCCUGAUUCUCAUCCUUCGGGCCCGUGGGUUCGAUGAUCGUUGGUGCGGGUGGAUGUCGCAAAUCUUCCACACUAGCCACACGGCUGUCCUCCUUAAUGGGAUUCCCGGGGAUUGGAUCCGUUGCCGCAACAGGCUCCGCCAGGGUGACCCGCUCUCCCCGUCUCUCUUUAUUAUCGUCGCGGACGUGCUUCAGCGACUUAUCCGGGAAGCUUGGAUGGAUGGGUCUCUGUCUCACCCCCUAUCCCCCGAACUUCCUUGCCCCGUCCUGCAGUGUGCGGAUGACACUCUCAUCCUCUGUAAAGCUGACCUUGCCGCCGUUGGCCGCCUCAAAGCCGUCCUUGACACCUUCGCGAAUGCCACUGGCCUCACGAUAAAUUUCCACAAGUCUUGCUUCAUCCUUAUGAAUGUGUCGGCGGAUGAUGCUCAGCUUAUGGCCUCCACUCUCGGUUGUCCUAUCUCCUCCUUCCCCCAACCAUAUCUGGGGCUUCCCCUUUCACCCUCUAAGCUCCUGGCUUCUGCUUUCUCCCCCCUCCUCCUCUCCUUCGAUCGUAGGCUUGCCGGCUGGAAAGCUGCGCUUCUUUCUUCUGGUGGGCGCUUGGAGAGGCUCCCGUGGAAGGAUUGGUUUCUCCACCACUCCAGCCUGGACCGCGCCGGCUCGUCUUCUUUGACCUCCUUCCUCGACAUGAUUGUUGCUGAGUGCCUCCCCCUGUACCGGAGGAUUACCAGGAGCUCCGUUGUCAGCGGGAGGCAGACCGCCUUCUGGUUGGACAAGUGGCUCCCUGGGGAGUGCUUGGCCGACCGCUACCCCGCCCUCUUCACGCACUGCACUGCCCCGCAUGCGACGGUUGCGACUGUCGUCCGCGACGGCCUGCCCCUUCAGGAUCGACUGACCCGCGCUGCCUCCAUCGACCUAGGCGCGGUCACCCUGCUCAUCGCCUCCGUCUCCCUCCAUGAUGGCGAGGAUCGACACUCCAUCGACUCCCCGACUGCGCCCCCCUUCUCCUCUCGCGUGGCGUACCGUAUGCUUUCGCCGGCUCAGCCUCGCGAUGGGUCCUCAUGCACAGCUUGGGCAUCCAAGCUCCCCACCAAGGUGAAGAUUUUCGCCUACCUCGCCGACAUCGACAGGUUGAGCACCCGCGCCAACCUCUUCAAGAAGAGUUGUGCUCCUUCUUCGACUUGCGCGGCAUGCCCGGUGGUGGAGACUGGCCGCCACCUCUUCUUCGACUGCAUGCUUUCUUCUUCGAUCUGGGCCGCGUUGGGGGUGACCAUCCCUGCUGGUAGCUUCUCCAUCUGGAAGCUGCCCCGACCCCCGGCGGCUGCGGCGAAUGUUUGGCAGGCUGGGAGUGUGGUGCUGCUCUGGCAUAUUUGGAAAGCACGGAAUGAUCUGGUCUUCAACAACAACACCUCCACUCCGCAGGUUGUUCUUCGCCGGGCCGCGGAUGAUCUUCUCGUUUGGAGAUGGCGCUUUGCGAUUGGAGACCGUGAGGCCGUGGAUUCGCUCCGUUCUCUUUUCCUUUCUGUUAUGUGA
Molecule: messenger RNA, 1743 nt
Organism: Lolium perenne
Lineage: Eukaryota; Viridiplantae; Streptophyta; Magnoliopsida; Poales; Poaceae
Source: RefSeq, a predicted model, not a curated record